AUGACCAAAUAUCAGAUUGCAUUCUGUGUCCUCUGCUACUCAAUAAUUGCUGCAUUUUCACUUUUGGGUGGUGCUAAGAAAUUACAUACUCAACUCAUUGCAAACAUUAUGCGAUGUCCAAUGAAAUUCUUCGACACUACACCUCUAGGUCGCAUCAUCAACCGAUUCUCAAAAGACAUUGACACAGUUGAUAUGGUUAUUCCGCUGAUUGUGCGUCAGAUUAUUCGCACAAUGUUCAUUAUCAUCACUGCACUUUUCUUGAUAUGUUACACAACACCCAUUGUACUAAUAGCAAUACUACCUCUAGCAGUUGUUUACUAUAUAAUCCAGAGAUAUUUUAUACCAGCUUCCCGGCAACUAAAACGUAUCGAGUCAGUGAGCCGUUCUCCCAUAUACAGCUUGUUUGGUGAGACUGUCCUUGGGGUCAACAGUAUCCGAGCAUAUCGUAUGCAGUCAUACUUCAUUAAUCUCUUUGAAGAUUUAAUUAAUGAAAAUCUUCUUGCAAACAGUGCUUUACUGAUCAUCAACAGGUGGUUGAGCAUACGUAUUGAUCUCAUUGGAAACACCAAUAUUGUUUGUUCAGCAAUCUUUGCCAUUGCAUUUGGUGCUUCCCAUGGAAAUAUUGGACUUUCCCUGAGCUAUGCGUUAAGUGUAAGACAAUUUUUUUAUACUAUCACCAUUGUAUAUCCAUCCUUCCAAGUAUGA
Molecule: messenger RNA, 705 nt
Organism: Octopus bimaculoides (California two-spot octopus)
Lineage: Eukaryota; Metazoa; Mollusca; Cephalopoda; Octopoda; Octopodidae
Product: multidrug resistance-associated protein 1-like
Biological process (GO): transmembrane transport
Cellular component (GO): membrane
Molecular function (GO): ATP binding; ABC-type transporter activity; ATP hydrolysis activity
Source: RefSeq, a predicted model, not a curated record